Messenger RNA from Closterium sp. Naga37s-1, 534 nucleotides. NCBI's taxonomy places the organism in Eukaryota, Viridiplantae, Streptophyta, Zygnematophyceae, Desmidiales, Closteriaceae. The record is from the annotation of a GenBank genome assembly.
AUGUGUCCGCGAUACAAGCCCAGCAACGUGACGCCGAUCCCUGACGGCUCUGAUCCGUCUGCGUGCCCGCGCAGCAUCCUGGGCGUGUAUGACGACCGGGACUUCGGCUGGUGCGUUGCCCCUUCACGCCCUUCCCCACUCACACUCCUCACUCACACUCCUCACCUGCAUUCCUCUCUCACACUCUCUCACUUUCCCUUAGCCGCUAGGGCGCACGGGUACAAGCGGCUGAUGCACAAGGACCCGCUCAAGACGGUUUUCCUUGACGCCCUGGGCGCGCCCAAAGAGGACCCGCGGCGCGACCGAGGGGAUGGCAUUCAGGCCGUGGUGAGGGGAGGGGCGGGCAGGAGGAGAAGGGAGGCUGAAUUACCACCUGAACGAGGCGCUGCCAGGUCAGCAGAUAGACGUGUUCCUAUUGGACGAGAGGUACUACCGGGAGAACCUGCCAUGCCACGUGCGCCGCGAUUUCUGCUCCUCCGUGAUGGACCUUGGCAAGCCACACAGCUGGCGCUCGUGGAGAGGGGGAGUGGUUGA